UCAGGAAGUAAACGGAUUGCAAGCAAAACAGUAAAAUUACAAAAAAUUCCACUGUGUCGGAUUGUAGCUACAAACCCAAUUGGACACCUUCAUUUUACCCACGGGACCCAGUUUCGAGAGAAAACCACACAAGAUAUCGUCUAUAUGCCUGUGUGUGAACACUGAAAUAACCAUUGUAUCUGAAAAAUGGCUUCCACACAAACCUUACGUCAACACAACCAGAACCAAGCCAGGCCAGAAGACACGCGAAAUGCAAAACCUCUAAUACGCGGUGCAACUGCAGCUGGUUCCAAACCCCCCAACCCAUGUUCCGUCUCCCACGCCACCAAGAAAGGGGCUGAGAACCGGGAUCCGUUGACUCAGAACGUUAAGGCGACUGCAGCGGGCAAGCAUGUAGGCACCAGCAGGCUGCCCGUUCUAGCCCGAUCGCAGCCACUCCAGUCCCAGACAGACUUCACUCAAGUACAUCGGAAGUGGGCGCAGAGCUUCAAGAAGGGCACAGCUCAAAAGAAGAAGCCAUGCACCAAGCCUGUGCCCUUCAGCUUGUCCCAGCCCAAAACCAGCAGGGCGGCCACAGCGAACCAACUUAAAACACAACCUACUGACGCCGGAGCCCCUAAACUGACCUGCCGCAAUGCCAGUGAGCUUCCCCGGCAGGGUAGCGGCACUGCUCCUUCCAUUAAACUGUCAGCUGCCAGUCACAAUGGGCUCCCUGUCAGUGUCCCUCACCCCACACUUCCUCUCAGGGCCCCCAUGGUGCCUGUCCUGGAUGAGCCGUGCAGAGAGGUCUGCGUUCGGCCCGCUGGUCUCACUGACGGUCUGCACUUCUCCCCGGACCCUGUGGCUCUUGACAGUAUCCUGCAGAAUGAGGGAGUGAAGUCUAGGGAGUUGCUGGUGGCCACACCAAAGAGCUCAGUCUGUCCCACCGGCAGGGGAACGUCCGUAUACAUGCCCCAGAGGGUGUCUGUGCUGAGGACUCAACCGAGACCACCAGGGGGCAGUGCAGUGGGCGCGGUGCAGUUCUCCCCGGAUCCUGCAGCCCUGUACAGCAUCCUGCAGAACAAGGGGGUGAAUGCUGAGGGGCCCCUGGGGGCCACACCAAGGGCCUCCCUAUGUCCUACAGGCAGGGGAACAUCCAUGUACAUGCCCCAGAGAGUACCCGUUACCAAAGGUCACAGCGAAGCAGCCGGAGCCCGUGCAGGGCUCAGCCAGACCCCAGCAGUGAAGUGGACCCCCCAACGUGUCCCUAACACCAGGCCCCAAUCUGCGAUGCGACACCUCUCAGCCCACCGCUCCUCCAUCUUCAGGGGCUCCCCAACGCUCCGGAGCCUGCUGGGGUUCGGGAAGGAUCUGGGGCCCCGCAAGGAGGAGCCCGUGGUGCAGAAACUGUUUGAGGAGGCGGAGCAGGAGUCAUUGGCAGUCGUUCGAGAGGAGAACGUGACCGACGGGCAGAAUGGCCAACCAGUGUUCCAACAGGCAGAAGGAAGAGUGGAAGAGAGGAGUAGGGGAUUGCUGAAGGAGAGCGGGCGGGCCCAGCCGUUCAUUCCGCCCCCCCACAGGGAGUCCGUCAUCGUCUUCUCGUCUGCUAAGGUCGUCACGGAGACAAGCACACAGCAAGGCCACACUGCUCCUCCAGACUCUGACAGCUUCCUGUCGCUCCGCCCCCUCCCGGCGCCCGGCUGUGCCCCGCCCGCGCCCCCCCCAGAGGCUCUCCCACCGCCCCACCUCUCUCUGGGCGGGGCCAGAGGUGGCAUCGUCCAUCGGGUCCCUCACCUGCGCUCCACACAGCGCCCCCCUCUGGAGGAGUGUCUGCUGGACGAAGAGUGCGCCAUGUUCACCUCCCGCCCCUCUUCAGCUUCCGCCUGCACCCGCUGUGCCGACCCUGUAGCUUCAGUAUUACUGCUGCAGACCUCUACUUAUUUUGAGCCAAUCGAUCUGCCCCCACUGUCCACAAUGCAGGAAUUCCAGCCAAUCUGCCGCCCUGUUCUGAUGUCUGCCUAGGAUAUGACCUCUGACCUGUGACCUGCAGUUAGAGAAUUUGGGAACAGUUUAAACUGAUAACGGAUAACUAAUUAAACUGGUGAUGAUGGUUGCAGUGCUUUAGUAAGGAUCACCCUUAAAGGGGACCUGUACCCAAAAUGAGCAUAUGCCUAGAUCUGAUCACUAUAUCGUAACUUUUCCCAUUCCCGUCACCAAGUUGUUGCGAGCCAGGAGCCAAUGUGUGUUUUAUGUGAUCCUUGUGAGCUAGCCCUUGUGCUGGAGGUCCCAUAAUGUCAUAAUCUGGAUUGUUCUCCACCAGAGCAUACUAAAUACAGAAAAUCCCUCUUCAGUGGUUCAUACAAAUAACCAUUUGAAGUUUCUGAUGAUGCCUAGAUUGAUAAAACACUACUAAUUCUCUGCAUCAUUUUGGGUAUAUACUCCACUGUGUUGACAUUGGAUUUAGCGGUUUCCGGUUUCAGCUAUCAACGACUUCGUCACACUUUCGUCAAGUAUUAUGUAUUGAUCAGAUCUAGGCAUAUGCUCAUUUUGGGUACAGGCUGAUUGCCUUUUUUAAGCUUAAAGCUUUAAGUGUGUUGACCUUACUUGUCAGUUUUCCAUAUUUUCAUUAGUUGCUAGUUAUAAGCAAAGUUACUGAUACAGAUCAGGUUAAUUCAAAUCCUUUUGAUUAUAGAUUCAUAUGAGACCAGGUGACAUUGGGUUACGAUGAUGCCAUAAGAUUGCUGUUUUUGUGCUUUUUCUGAACGCUGAAGUGGUCUACUGUGAAGUGCACUUCGGUAACGAAUCACCACCGGUAUUGCAACCCAGUGAAAAAAGAGUGUGCAAAUGGGUGACUCUAAAUGACACUUUUUAACCAUGCCAAAUGAUCAGGAAUUAGUUAUUUUUUAUCAAAUGAAGCUGCUUUCUGCACCUCCCCUAUUCUUAGCUCCCUGGGUACCGCAGAAGAAGACUGCUCGACGUGUAGGGUUUAGCAUGUGUGUGCAGUCGGGGUUUUGUCCAUAACACUAAUGCCCGCUUCCCUAGGAAAGUCUUCCGGUCAUUUAACCCAUAGAGUAGCUAGCUAAACCUCCAGCUAAACCUUUCCUUGUUUUCCCUCUUCCCUCCCCUCAUCUGUGAGUCAGCUGGCAUAUCAUGCCUGAAAUUAUUAUUGACCAAUAUUAGCAUUCCUUUCUCAAAGUAACAUUUUCCUGUUUUUUUUUUUUUGUUGUUGUUUUUUUUUACUGUUUGUUAUCGGAGUACAUUUUACUCCAUUCAGAUUUACACAACUUUGUUGUAGUCUGAGUUCUCUAUUCAUGCCAGGCUGUGCUUGCCGGUUUAGUUAUGAUGAGCGGCAUAUAUUUUUUUAUAUGGAUGUCUUCCUUUUUAUGAAAAGGGCAGCCAUUUUAGGCAACAUCUCACCAGUUCCCAUCACUACCAGUUCUUAAGAAUGUGCAACAGUGUUAUUAUGCUCUGCAAUGUGUCGGUGUGUGACGUUUGCAGUGGGUGUGUGAAAGUUGUGUGUGUGUGUGCGCAACUGUUCUGCAGUGUGUGAAUGUUAUGCGUUGUGGCAGUGUGACUGUUCUUCAGUGUCAGUGUGUGACUGUUCUGCAGUGGGUCAACAUUCAACUGUUCUGCAG
This is a messenger RNA of Conger conger (European conger), 3614 nucleotides long. It is a transcript of the gene troap, whose product is annotated as trophinin associated protein. The transcript is spliced from 13 exons. The record is from RefSeq and is a predicted model, not a curated record. NCBI's taxonomy places the organism in Eukaryota, Metazoa, Chordata, Actinopteri, Anguilliformes, Congridae. Bases 187 to 2001 code for a protein of 604 amino acids.